This is a messenger RNA of Xyrichtys novacula (pearly razorfish), 5717 nucleotides long. NCBI's taxonomy places the organism in Eukaryota, Metazoa, Chordata, Actinopteri, Labriformes, Labridae. The record is from the annotation of a GenBank genome assembly.
GGUGGAUUGUCGGACUUGUGUUGGAGACGCACCGGAAAUAGCGUGAGGUUAGUGAAGUCCGAUAAGAAGUCUCGCACCUGGUAAGUUUUCAUCAUGCAGUUUUAUCCCUUUUUGAAAAUGUCUUGACAUCGUUUCCUACUGCCUCUCUGUCGCCCUUCUGCUCGUUCAGUCGCUGUUGUCUUAAAAACAAACGCUGACCGAUAUCCGGUUCUGUUUCAUAAAGCUCACGUUGAUGGCGGGAGAGCUAGUGAGGCUCACAGUUGAGGGGGGCAAGUCCGUGACUUUGAGCGCAUGUCAACAUUUUUGAUUAUUGAACCAUGUUUCAGUGCGGAGCCGGGAUCUAUGUAGAUAUCUGGAUCACAACCAAACCUCAUUGUGAAAUCUGCUAAUUUAUAUUAAUAUCCAGUCUGUUACAACCACUAUGUCAGUGAACACAGAGAUUCUUAAAAUCAGAAAAGGAGGACACAAUAUAAUCCAAAUCGCACAUUUUUUUUCGUUUUAAAAGCCCAUCAAAUACUUAAGAGUUGACGCUUAUUGCAGGGGCGUGUCCAGACUUUGGACGAGGGUACCCCAAAGUAGUGAUGGGCACGGCAGUUCUUUUAGAUGUACUGAAUCAUUAGAAUCAGUUCACUAAAAAGAUUCGUUCACCAAAUCACCGAAUCAUUUAGCGCUUAGGCGGAAGAAGCCUGUGACUCUGAACUCCUGAACUGAUACACAGGUGAACAGUUCAGGAUUCAGUACAGAUCAUAGCUCAGAUCAUAGGGAGACCAGAGUGUUUGGCUGUGUUGCUUUGGAAAACAGGUUUGUAAAAAUAAACUUGUUUACUGAAUGUUUAGAAGAAUCCAAACUGAACAUGCACCGUUCCCUCGCAAACCGCUGCAAUGAUAGGAUGCUGCGGGUUUAAUGCACUACUUGUUACAUGCUGUGUCCUAUUGUAUGCAAGUUGUUGUGGUGGCAAUUUAGCAGUAAAAAAAAAAAAAAGGUAGUUUUGUCCAACAAAAAUUAUUCCAGAGAGUGUAGUUUGAUGUGUGAUUUGUUCACCAAGUGAUUCAGGUGUUGGUGCAUACAGUCCCUCGUUCGCCGGCUGCUCGACUGGCAAUGCUGUUUCUCACUUAAGCUCAACUGAAGUGAGAAACGAACUAAUCACUUGAGAAAGUGAUUCGGUUCAGUACGUUCACUUAAAAGAUUCGGUUCUUUUGAACAAAUCGUUCGGGAAGGACACAACAUUAUCCCAAGGAGGCACUGACAUAGGCAGGAGUGGCCCAUGAGACUGCACAUGCACACAUAUGCAUUUAUAGUAGUUACCCAUCUAUUUCUAAUUCAAAGCCAUGUGUUUGUUUUGUGUGAGCAUACUUUUAAUAAAUGUAUUUAUUUAAUAUAUAUUUUUUAAAUGUUAUAAUGUGCUUUUACAGGUGCUCAAAGAUUCCUUACAAUGAAAAUGAUUAAAUUAAAUUAAAAACCAUUUAAAAUACAGAAAAUAUAGGGAAAUAAAACCAACGAUGUAAAAGGUUAAAAAAGACACAGUAUGAAAAGACAAUAAAAGAACAGUUCACAGGUUAAAAGCCAAUUUAAAAAGGUGUGUUUUUAGCAGUGAUUUAAAAGUAUGGUGGUCUGUACUGUCUUGGAGAGGAUGGGGGCGGCAGCAGAGAAGGCUUUGUCCCCCCCAAGUUCAGUGCUUGGUCCAAGGGGGUAGGGCAAGGAGAUUUCCCUCUGAGGAUCGGAGGGCACGGGAGGGGCUAUAGUGGUGGAGCAGGUCUGUGAGGUAGGUGAAGGCCAGGUUAUGAAGUGAUUUGUGGGUGAGCAGGAGGAUUUUGAAUUGUUAUGCAGUGUGAGAUGGGGAGUCAGUGCAGUUUUUGGAGGACAGGGGUAAUGUGUUCUCGGGAGUCGGUGGUUUAUUUGUGUAAAUAAUUGUUGAUUUGAUUCAAACAAUAGAGGAGGAUUUAGGUGGCUGUGCAGAACAAUUGGUCUUAUAAUUAGAUUAAGAGUUAGAUUAGGUCACGAUGAAUUAGGAAGUAGGUAAGCAUAGGUGGAGGGAGCAUAUGGUUCUUACCGUAGGUGCAUGUUAAGAUCGAUGAAAUAUGGGACUCACUCAUUAAACAACAAAAGAAGGGUUUUUAUUUUUUUGUCAGAAAAUUCAUCUUUCACAUUUACAGGACUACUACUUUCUUUUGUAUUUUGUGUUGACAUGAAACUAUUGUGCAGUCAAGUAAGAUGAGUUUAUUUGAAAGUAUUAAAAAAAAUUCCACUACUUUGUACGCUUAUUUACUCUCUAACAGUUUAAUUAAGUAAACUUUAAACUUGUGUUGUAUUCGAGAUUGCCUGUGUAUUUUCCUCUGUCUAAAGAAAGUAACUAAUUCCACACACCACUCAAACACACUCUCUUCUUCUGUAAUCCUCAGAUCAGUCUGUAAACCCCGUCUUCAGCAGCUGCUCAUUGUUUUCCUCUGAGCUGUCCGUGCAGCACAUUGAAGAUGUUCAGAAGGGCCUCAGCACAGGUGAGAGGGAAAUGAUUAAUACUGAACCAUGGCUGGGAUAUGUCAGUCAAGUUUGUGCAGAAGAAAAAAGUCUUCUGCUGUAUUCUCACAGAGGAAAUAAAUGAUCUCUUCUGUUCAUAGAUCUUGAGACAGGCGGUGAGAUACAACAGCACAGACACCAGCCUGAUCCUGGAAAGAUGUGAGUAAACUUUAUUAUUUAUAGUAAGACAAAGAUUUAUUCUCUUCAUUGUUUGGCCAUCCUUCUCUGAUGAUUACCCGUGAAAUCUGGAUAUUUGUCUUUAUCCCAGCUAUAAACCGUGUCCAGCUGUUAGGUCGAGUGGGUCAGGACCCUGUGAUGAGACAAGUAGACGGUCGAAACCCCGUCACCAUCUUCUCACUAGCAACUAACGAAAUGUGGCGCUCCGGAGAGGGAGAGGGGAACCCAGCAGGUAUGAUGUCGGAAAAAAAUGUAAACAUGAUGAGUAAGAUCAAAAUGUUGAUUAUGCUAACAAUGAAGGAGAGAGAUAUGCUCACAGUAAAACCACAUUUUAAAAGACAGGGAUAAUGAGUUUUUUGUGGGACUGUACUUAAAUUCCCAAAAGCUAUGAUUAUAUUUGUGAUGAACCCAGUUUGUUGAAAAAUAGCAUUAUAAUGCUUUUAUAUUGGUGAGGACGGAUUGAGAUGUACAACUUUAGUAGUGUAUUUUGAUGGAGUUCUUGCAUUCCACCACUAGAGGGCAGUGUUACCCUUUGAAAUCUGAACACAUGAUAGAUCAUUGUUUGAUCCCAAGUUUGGAAAUGACCAAAUGCAGCAUGUGAUGCUGAAUAAAACCACCGGAGACCUCAUCAUACCCCUUUGGCCUUUAAAUAUACAUAGAAGUCUAACACAUCUAGUUUGAAGUUCAUAUUUUAAAGGGAGAUGUGAUGAAAGUCACUCAACUCUGACCCAACCAAAUAUUGGUCAAAGAAAAUAACUCUACAAAAGCUGAUUAGUUAAUCCUAAAUGAGGUAUGGGGAUAAAAAAAUGAAAACAUUCUUAACUUUUUUUAAAGAUUGCUCAAAAUAUGAGUGAAAUUAUCAGGAAAGUUUGAGCAUUGUCACUUAAAAAUCUUGCAGCAAAAUGUGGCUGUGUUGUACCUCUGAAAAUCUUUACGAUACAUCAGAAAGUUUAAAAAUCACCCUCGUGUCUUCAUGGAAAGUGUUAUUUGUACAGUUAUGGAGUUCCAUAUGCAUUUUUUCAUUUCCCUUUUAAUUAUUAUUGUAUUAAUUCUUUGUUUCUGCAGGUGACGUCAGUCAGAAGACGACAUGGCAUCGUGUUUCUGUGUUCAAACCUGGUUUAAGAGACGUGGCAUACCAGUACGUUAAGAAAGGGUACGACCUCGGCUCCUCAGUUUACCUUUGUUUAUUUUCAAUUCCGUCUCAUUUUGUCAGGGGUUUAUAAUCAUAAAGAACAUGCACUUUACUUGGGUACAAUUUUUGGGUUCAAAUACCUAAAAUACGUCAAAUUUAUGAUGUUUUGGUCUUCUGUCUAACAACAUUUCAAAGGACAACAUUAUAUUUUCAGCAUUAGGAUUUAUCUUUAAUUUUUUUAAUUGUGUCUUUUGUUUUCUAGUCCGCUGAAUGCUAAUGAUAAGAAACAAUAUCAAUAUAAUCUCUUUGUCCAAGUCACUGUAAACCCCACAGAGAUUGUAGACCCUUAAAAUUGAUACCCUGUUUUCAGAUCAAAUGAUCCAAGUAGUAAAAUCGUUGUAAUCCACUUGGACCAACAGAAAAAAGUCUCAACCUUUUGAAUUCUUUUUUUGAGUCAUGUGACUGAUCCUGAGUCUCUCUGUUUCAGCUCAAGGAUUUUAGUGGAGGGUAAACUGGACUAUGGGGAGUAUGUGGACAAGAACCAAGUCAGAAGGCAGGCCACCACCAUCAUCGCAGGUCAGAAAACAACACAGUCACGCUUUUAUCGUCAAUAUGAUCCCGUUUCAAGAAUAAUUGUCUUAUUCUCUUUCUCUUCCUUCUUCAGACAACAUCAUCUUUCUCAGCGACAACAUCCGAGACAGAACCUGAGGGAGUUUUCCUCUUUGUCUCUGCACCGUGAAACAACUUUUUUUGUAUUAUAUAGUUCGUACCAAAAAAAAAAAAAAAAAAAAAGGAAAACUGACACCGAAGACCUGUUGGUCCUCAAGUACAGGAGCUGGUUGACCCAAGAGGAGAGGGACGGGUUAUUCUGUGACCCUGAGGAGACUCCUGCAGACUCUGAUGUGUCAGGAGGAGCAGAAAGGGCCCAUGUGUAGUUCAAAAACAUGUACUUAUUAUGGUUCUUUGUGUGUGUAACAUUUAAAAAGCUAGAGUGUAUACCUCGUUUUUGUUUGUAAGUUUUUUUGUGUGAGAAUGUGAGGAGGUAAAGGUGAAAAUACAGUGUGAACUUUCACUGUGUUUGAAGAUAAAGAUGUUGUAGCUCUGUGAAGAGCAACUUCCUGUGAUGAGGAUCAUGAACAAGAUUGUAGGUUUUCUCUUUAAUUGUAGAGGAGAGACGUGCCAUCUUCAUGCUGAAUAUUUGGCUCACAUUUACAGGUUUAAAACUAACACUGUUAUAUUCUGAUUCAACCUCUAGGCCAGUUUUAAGUCCCCCCCUCCACAUGCUCUGAGUUAUCAUCACCUUUUCCCGGUCUUAUUUUUAACCAUAGUUCAGUUUUGUACCAGCAAAAUCAAGCAAAGGUGUUUAUAUUAUAUAUGAUUGUCAUCCAAUAAAAAAACCCUUAAUCUCCAGAAGAAGUGCUGUUGAUUUCAUUGAGGUAAACAAAAUGUGUAAUUGUUGAAAUUUGCACCAACUUUUUGAGUUGAUGAGCUUUUAAAGAAAUCCUGGAGGCAUUCAAAUGACAGAAAAAUUGACAUUACUCGCACAGUUUUAUUUUUAGUUUGUCAGUUAAAUCCCUGAUUUAAUCCCUGUUUCUUUGGCUUGUGUUUUCCUGUUCACAUCUCUGAAAACGAUAUUUUCCUCCAUGUUCUGCUUUGUCAUUUUCCUGUCAGUUGUUAUCACUCUCCGGUUUCUCAUUUCCUCUGUGGUCAGUGACGCUUCACUUUCAGCUCUUGUCUGCUGGUUCUUUUUAUCUGAAAUACAUCCUGUAAUACACUGCAUUCACAGUUUAUUUAUAUUCUCCAUUAUUGUUCAUUUUUUAUUGUAUGAUUUAACUUCCAGUCUGACAGUGAUCUUUCUAAAAAUUACCAAUCAUGAUUAAAAAAUUAAAAAUAA